GUGAGUGAGUUGCUAAAUAUUAAAAAAUAAUAACAAUAAUAAAAGCCGCUAGUGGACUAGGCGCUAGAUUUGACGACCACGUGUUUUCUGCUCCAUAUAACAUUCACAGUACCUGACCCAAACAAAAAAAUAUUUUUUUAAAAUAAUCUCAACAUACCUACUAUACCAAGCAACAUACUUAAAGUAAUUUUUAUUUAUACUUUGGUAAAAAAUUAAUACCUUUUCACCAACCAGAUUAUUUAGUAUUAAAUCCCCUUUAUAUCCUCCAAGCAAACAACAAAUUAUUUUUAAAAUAAGUUAAAAAGUAAUUUAAAAAUAAAAAGCGCUUUUAGGUUGUCAUCAAUCUUAUCCCCACCGUCAAUCACCAUGCUCCUCAUCUUCUUCCACCAAAUCUCACUCUCCAUUUUCUACUAAAAAUACCAAUCACUGUCUCUCUCAACCACAAAACCAUGCUCUCCCCAACACCAUUUUCUCUCAUUUGCGCUGUUCUUCUAUGUUUGCCUCUCACCAUAAUCUUCACCAUCACAAGCCCUAUCGCCACCAUAACCCCCACUAUCCCCACCCAAAUCUCCUAAUCCCCAAAACUCACCAAAACCUACCAAAAAAUCAACCUAAUUUCACCGCUAAAAUCCCUCCCAUUAGAUGACAACUCGCUCUUCCACCUCGCCGCCCGUGCCAUGUUCGCGCUUCUCUCUCCUUCUUGCAUCCUCAUCUGGUCCUUCAACUUCACGUACCAAACCCUCACCCGAUCGAAGAAGAGUUUCAUCGAGAUUCUAGAUAACGAGAUCGGGGCGUAUGACAGGUGGGCAGCGCGUGGGGAGGACGCAAUGCUGCCGCAUGUGAAGCUAGAGGAGUUUCGGAUCGGGUCUCAAUUCUGGAUCCUGAAGCGGAAGCACGUGAGGGUGGUUGUGGGUGACCACCGGCUCUGGUCUAAGUUCAAGCUACCGUGCCAGCGUUGGGACACAUGUUACCCAGAGGAAAAUUACUUUCCUACCCUCCUGAACAUGAGAGAACCAGGCGGGUGCGUGCCCGCUACCCUUAUGCACGUGGAUUGGCGCGGGAGAUUCGAUGGCCACCCCCGAACAUAUGAGGCCUCCGACUUGGGGCCUGAUCUGAUCACCUCCCUGAGAAAUGACAGGCCGAAAUACGAUGACGAGAAGGAGAGCGACAACGGCUCUGAUUGGUCCUUGACGAAACUGCGAGACCCGUUUCUGUUCGCAAGCAAGUUCCCGCCGGAUGCGAUUGGACUGUUGAUGAGUAUGGCCAGUGAUGUCAUCUUCAAGGAUUAAGAUGAUAUGGCAUUUUUAGGAUUUUUUUUUUUUUUUUUUUUUUGGGUUUGUAAUUUACAAAUGAAAUUAUUAACAAAAAGAAGGAAAAAAAAAACAAAACCGGGACAAACCCGGUGGGUUUGAGCAGCAAAAUGUAUAUAUUUUUCGUUUAUUUUUUUUCGGGGUGAGUUUUCUUGAUUUUUUCAAAGUGGAAAAACGUGUUUGGUUAAGCCUAAGCGGUGCAAUGUCUCUUUUUAGACUUUUAUGAGUGGUAGUGUUUUGGCUUUAUAGAUUCCCCUACAGCCAAACUAAGCGAUUGUCAAUGAUCGAAAGCUUUGCCCUUUAACAAACUUAAAAGGACCUUAAUGUUUUAUUUUCGUGGGAAUUGCCUAACUUUGGCUCUUUUUUAUUAUGUAGUUGACACAUGUUUUAAUGUCUGUCAUUCAUCGUGUCACGCGACAUAAUAGAUGUCAUGUAUUGGGUAGCGGCGUAGUCGGGCCUAGGCCAAAAGUCGUCAUGUCCUCCCUCCCCAUCCAAAAAUUUUCAUUAUCUCAAUAGCCAAAAA
Prunus persica (peach) is the source of this 1833-nucleotide messenger RNA. RefSeq lists its product as uncharacterized. The transcript has a single exon. The record is from RefSeq and is a predicted model, not a curated record. Lineage: Eukaryota; Viridiplantae; Streptophyta; Magnoliopsida; Rosales; Rosaceae. Gene Ontology annotation, cellular component: membrane. Gene Ontology annotation, molecular function: glycosyltransferase activity. The coding region runs from base 678 to 1289 and encodes 203 amino acids.